GACAUGGGUAGGUGUACGACAGCACGCUGGUGCCUGGGGAGCGUUCCCUCUCUCCUUCCACCUACUUACCCUAAAAUUACUGCCUACUUAAACAAUCAAAUCUAAUACUUAACAUUAUCAUUGUCUAUUUCUAUUCUUACCUCGAAUAAUCUAUUUCUUCGCGACGAACAAUGAAUGACCCUACAUCCGAGUCCUUGAAACUAUCAUCUAGUUUACCCUUGGACGACCCAAAUCAACGAUUAUGUCCUUAUGCUCCAGCUUUAUGCCGCUGUCCAGUUCCAAAAGACUCAAACGGUCGAUCUAUUAGACCAUACAUAGUAUAUCCAAUAGAUGGAAAUAUUGUAGAUGCCGCUACACAACAACUCGAAUCGUUUGGGUCUCAACCAGAGACCCGAUUAAAUCCCCAUAUAUCACUCAAUGGUUGGGGCGUUAUGUAUUGGGAAAUUCAUCUAACACAAGAUCAAUUAGCGGAACUUAUAGAAAACCCUGAGGUUGAGGUAGUAGAUGCACCUACGAUACAUUCUACAGUACGAUACUAGGCAUAAAGUUUACGCGAUUGACUGUUUUUAUAUCAAAAAAUAUAUAUCUCAAUAUUGAAUUCUAUAUUAAUUAAUUAAUAUUGUAAUAUAAUAUUGAGAUAGUCAAUUCAGAAUUAUGAAAGCCUUUUAAAAUAAAAACUAGUUUACUUUUGAUACUUUUUCA
Botrytis cinerea B05.10 is the source of this 702-nucleotide messenger RNA. RefSeq lists its product as hypothetical. Bases 171 to 539 code for a protein of 122 amino acids. The transcript is spliced from 3 exons. The record is from RefSeq and is a predicted model, not a curated record. NCBI's taxonomy places the organism in Eukaryota, Fungi, Ascomycota, Leotiomycetes, Helotiales, Sclerotiniaceae.